Messenger RNA from Dendrobium catenatum, 2350 nucleotides. RefSeq lists its product as uncharacterized. Gene Ontology annotation, cellular component: Golgi apparatus. The transcript has a single exon. The coding region runs from base 180 to 1916 and encodes 578 amino acids. NCBI's taxonomy places the organism in Eukaryota, Viridiplantae, Streptophyta, Magnoliopsida, Asparagales, Orchidaceae. The record is from RefSeq and is a predicted model, not a curated record.
AAAUCGGGGAUUACUAUAUAAAUGAAGAUAAGCGGUGCGGAGAAGACCUGAAGACCCAGAUCCAGAUCCACGGGUUCUGGGCUCGGACACCCAAAACCCUCGCUCCAACUCCUACUAUCCUGCUAGUGCCACCACUACACCGCCGGAUCUGCGGAUCGUCGGCCGGAAAACUGCAACCAAUGCAAGGCCGCACUCUCCUCUCGCGUUCGGCUAGCUUCCGCCCGGAGAAUCUUGGACCGAACGCUCUGCACCUCAUCGGUAACCUCUGCUUCGCUCUCUUCGUCAUCGGGGUUCUCACCUUCACCAUUAUCGCUGCCACCUACCAGCCUGAGGACCCUCUCCUCCAUCCAUCCACCAAACUAACGUCCUUCCUUAUCUCAACAUCCAACGCUACCUUCCACGCCGAUGAUUCCACCGCCCAUACCGGGGAUGACUUUUUAACUCCCAAUUUCACCUCCGACGCCUCUUCAGUCAUUACCCUCUCUGACAUCAGCUUAUCUGGUGAUGAAAACGGGAAGUCCGUGGCAACCGACGGCGAUGAGGCGACUGAGUCCAGCCCACACACCGUUUGCGCCGACGGGCCGAUUAAGUGUACCGACGCGGAGAUCUUUCAAAUCAUGAUGCGCGCCGCCAUUGAGAUCUUCAGCGACAUCCAUUUCUACCGCUUCGGUAAACCAGUGCAAGGAGGCGACGACGGCAUGUCUUGCGACAUGGCCUGGCGUUUCCGCCCCAAGAAUGCGAAGAGGACGGGUUUCUAUAAAGACUACCGUCGCUUCGAGAUCGCACGAUCGGUCAACUGCACCUACUCUGUCGUCAAGAUCCGUGACUACCACACGGGUAUCAAUGCCCGGAAGAAGCGAAAGUCGACCAAAGGAGGCGAGGUCAAACACAAGGGCGCCCCCGAUUCACUGUCUGAAGUGGUGGUUCCGGUGGUCGGUGAGGCAGUGAACGAUACCCUACCGGUGGUGGAGUCCGAGAGCAAGUUCAGAAGCGGGAAGUACUUGAUCUACACUGGCGGUGGCGAGCGGUGCAAGAGCAUGAAUCAUUAUCUUUGGAGUUUCCUCUGCGCGCUUGGAGAAGCUCAGUACUUGAACCGAACGCUUGUAAUGGAUCUCAGCAUUUGCCUAAAUUCCAUGUACAGUUUGAGCAAUCAGGACGAGGAGGGGAAGGACUUUAGAUUCUACUUUGAUUUCGAGCAUCUAAGGGAUUCGGCCUCCGUCCUUGACCAGCAUCAGUUUUGGGAGGGUUGGAAUAAGUGGGAGAAGAAGGAUAAGCUAAAACUUUACCUUGUGGAGGAUUUCAAGAUAACACCCAUGAGCCUUGGCGAUGUGAAUGAUGCUUUGAUAAUGAGGAAGUUUGGGACGGUCGAGCCGGAUAACUACUGGUACAGGGUUUGCGAGGGAGAGACGGAGUCUGUGAUCCAGCGGCCGUGGCAUCUAAUUUGGAAAUCACGGAGGUUAAUGGACAUUGUUUCAGGUAUAGCUUCGAGAAUGAAUUGGGAUUAUGAUGCAGUUCACGUAGUACGAGGGGAAAAGGCCAAGAAUACUGAGCUUUGGCCAAAUCUGGCUGCUGACACCUCACCUAGUGCUUUACUCUCUUCUCUGCGAGAGAAGAUUGAUGAUGGAAGGCACCUUUAUGUUGCCACCAAUGAGCCUGACAAUUCUUUCUUUGACCCUCUGAAAGAUAAGUACACUACCCAUUUUCUUGAUGAUUUCAAAGACUCGUGGGAUGAAAAUAGUGAGUGGUACCUCGAGACAAAGAAGCUAAACAGUGGAGUUCCCGUUGAGUUUGAUGGGUACAUGAGGGUGGAGGUGGAUACCGAGGUGUUUCUGAGGGGCAAGAAGCAGAUUGAAACCUUCAAUGAUCUUACACAUGACUGCAAGGAUGGCAUAAAUACUUGUCGAACUGCGUCUUAAAUCAUGAUGGACGGACACUGGCUUUUACUGGUAUUUGAAAAGCUUUCAACUUUUUUUAUUGCUACGUUAUGUCCUCCAUAGAAUUUAAUAUUAUUUUAAGAAGUCCUUGGUAAGUGGUAAUGAAUGAUGGUCCUUUGGAUAUCAUCAAAGUCUAGAGUUUGCUCUUGUUACACCAGUAGCUAGCAAUUACUAAGCUUACCAGAUUCAAUAUCUUAUAUAUGUUUAUCAUUGUCAUUUGUUGUUGUUAAGGUUUAAAUUUGUAGAAUUUGCACAUUUUUUUUAGAUUCAUCUUCUUAGGUUCAUCAAACUGUUUAUCUUUCGUGUUGAAAGAUUUGGCAAGUAGUGGAAAGACUCAAAUAAUUAUGUCACGUCUAAAUUGUUAUGAUGUACUCUUUUUUUAUCAUCAUUAUUUUCUUAGUAUUCAGUUGGUCUCA